Suillus subaureus is the source of this 753-nucleotide messenger RNA. RefSeq lists its product as uncharacterized. Bases 37 to 522 code for a protein of 161 amino acids. The record is from RefSeq and is a predicted model, not a curated record. Lineage: Eukaryota; Fungi; Basidiomycota; Agaricomycetes; Boletales; Suillaceae. The transcript has a single exon.
CAGCCGACUGCUCAAAAUCUUCGUUUCAGCUUAUAAAUGUCGUAUAGACAUCAUAUCCUCACUCCCAGUCCUUAUCCUGGCAUUUGGGUAUGGAUUUCUUGGUGCAGUUCUCUAUUAUGGUUACCUCGCUCCAGUCGGCAAUUUAUGGAAGCAAUAUUACCCCGAAGACUUGACAAUGGAAUGCGUCGUUCUUCAUUUUCACUCUUCCCCUCGUCUCACCCACCGAACACGACAUACCCAUCAUCAACGUCACGCAGCCACCGCCCCCUCUCAAUCCUCGACCUCCAAGCCACAUCCACUUUCCACCAAGAGGGCUGCCGCUCCCUUCAAAUGGUCAUUUCCAUCCGCCACCUCCAGCGUGUCCUAGAUGCAUUCCCGUCAGUCAGGCAGGUACCCAAGACAGACAACUCUACCAUCCACGUCAUCAGCGAUAGGGUGCAAAAGUCGAACGUCAUUGCCGUAUCCGUGUGUCCUGGGCUUUCAAGAUCAGAUACCAUUGCACUGCUAUUAACGCAGUUUUAGGAUAUUCAUUCGACUCAAAUACCUAGACAUUCCUCAGGUAUACGAUCCCUUCUUCCGCCCUCUUACAUACUUCACAACAUCUGCUACGACAUCUUUGCUGCAUGUCCUUUUUCUCCCAACGUCUUUCAAGAGCAAUGCUUACCAAGGCACCGAUCCUCCAGAAGAAGUGCUCAAAGCAAGUGCACUCUACCACGAGUGUGAUACUGUUAACCUACGGAUACCAAAUGUUAC